GGUGAUAUACAUCUAGACCCAGGGAAACACCUCUUCCUGGUCUACCUUUCUUCCUGUGAAUGUACCUGCGAAGCUUAUGCUCUCUCCCAGUGCCAUACGUGAUUAUACAUAAAACGGGUUGAUGGAGGAAGCUACAGCCUCAUCAUCUUCUGCACUAUACCACGAUGAAGAUGAUUUCUGCUGUCCCAUUUGUCAGGAGACCUUCCAAACUCCAGUGAGAACUGAGAGCUGUCGGCAUGUUUUUUGCAGAAAAUGCUUUAUGUCGGCUGUGAAAGCAAGCGGAGCACGCUGUCCUCUUUGCCGCGGGGCCAUAUGUAGAAGGGAGAGAUCUGCACCAACAAGGGCAUCGGACAUCGAGGUAGAAAUGAGAACACACUCAGCUGGGUGUAUGUACUGCGGAAAGCAAGUGAAACUGUCCUGCAUGCGGCUUCAUUACAAGUCCUGCAAAAGUUACCAGGAAGAAUAUGGGAUUGGCCCCAAAGAACCCAGAGGGGAGAACACCGCCGCUGCUUGUGCAACAAAGCCGAUGGAAACGACAUACAACUGCCCUCUGUGUCCACAGCAGAACCUGAACAGACAAGCUUUGCUUGAUCAUUGUAUCUUUAUGCAUUAUUUUGAAGAUGGGGAAGCGGUGUGCCCAAUCUGUUGCACUCUGCCAUGGGGAAAUCCAGGUCAAGUAACUGCGAAUAUUGUUGCUCAUCUUAAUUCUCGCCAUCAGUUCAGCUAUGAAGAGUUUGCGAAUGUUUAUCUUGAUGAAGACACUCAAUACCAAGCUGCAAUUGAAAAAUCCUGUUUUGCUUGACUGCAAAGUAUACAAUAAGCAUUAAACUGACUUCUUUUUUUUUUUUUUUUUAUGUAUGUC
Molecule: messenger RNA, 862 nt
Organism: Rana temporaria (common frog)
Lineage: Eukaryota; Metazoa; Chordata; Amphibia; Anura; Ranidae
Gene: RNF138
Product: ring finger protein 138
Exons: 6
Coding region: 122-802 (226 amino acids)
Source: RefSeq, a predicted model, not a curated record